CACUCUACGGCAGCAGCGUAAUUGCGAGGUGCGCGCCUGUGGCCUCAGUUCUCACGUGGCGCCUGCUGAGGUAUCUUGCUGUUGUAGCUUUUCCGUCUGCUGUCGUUUGCACAGCCAGUAUGAAGAGACCAAAGUUAAAGAAAGCAAGUAAACGCAUGACCUGCCACAAGCGGUAUAAAAUCCAAAAAAAGGUUCGAGAGCAUCAUCGAAAAUUGAGAAAGGAGGCUAAAAAACGGGGUCACAAGAAGCCUAGGAAAGACCCAGGAGUUCCAAACAGUGCGCCCUUUAAGGAGGCACUUCUCCGUGAAGCUGAGCUAAGGAAACAGCGGCUUGAAGAACUGAAACAGCAGCAGAAACUUGACAGGCAAAAAGAACAAGAAAAGAAAAGAAAACUUGAAAAUAAUCCUGAUGUUAAGCCAUCUAAUGUGGAACCCGUGAAUGAGGAAUCUGGACAUUGCAAAACUAAGAACAAAGCUAAUUUGGGUAAACAGAAUUCAAAGAAGUUGUAUUGUCAAGAACUUAAAAAGGUGAUUGAAGCCUCAGAUGUUGUGUUAGAGGUAUUGGAUGCCAGAGAUCCUCUUGGUUGCAGGUGUCCUCAGGUAGAAGAGGCCAUUGUUCAGAGUGGACAGAAAAAGCUGGUACUUGUAUUAAAUAAAUCAGAUCUGGUACCAAAGGAAAAUUUGGAGAGCUGGCUAAAUUAUUUGAAGAAAGAAUUGCCAACAGUGGUGUUCAGAGCCUCAACACAUCUGAGGGACAAAGGGAAGAUAACCAAGGUAAAGAAGAAAGCUGCUCCAUUCCAAAGUAAAGUCUGCUUUGGGAAAGAGGUCCUUUGGAAACUUCUUGGAGGUUUUCAAGAAACUUACGGCAAAGCCAUUCAGGUUGGAGUAAUUGGCUUCCCAAAUGUGGGGAAAAGCAGCAUCAUCAAUAGUUUAAAACAAGAACGGAUAUGUAAUGUCGGCAUAUCCAUGGGACUUACAAGGAGCAUGCAAGUUGUUCCAUUGGACAAGCAUAUCACAAUCAUAGACAGCCCGUGCUUCAUUGUAUCGCCACUUAACUCCUCCACUGCACUCGCUCUGCGAAGCCCAGCAAGUAUUGAAGUGAUAAAACCAAUGGAGGCUGCCAGUGCUAUCCUGUCCCAGGCUGACACUCGACAGGUAGUACUGAAAUAUACUGUCCCUGACUUUAAGAAUCCUCUGGAAUUUUUUGCUAAGUUUGCUCAAAGAAGAGGUCUGCACCAGAAAGGUGGAAGCCCAAAUAUUGAAUGUGCUGCCAAACUACUGUGGUCUGAAUGGACAGGUGCCUCAUUAGGUUACUAUUGCCAUGCCCCUACAUCCUGGACACCUUCUCCUCAUUUUAAUGAGAGUAUUGUGGCAGACAUGAAAUGUGGUUUAAAUCUGGAAGAACUGGAAACAAACAAUGCACAUACCAUAAAAGCUAUCAGGGGCCCUCCUUUGGCCAAAAGUAUCCUUUUCCAGUCUUUGGGUAUGACAAAUGCAAUAAUAAAAGAAAAGGACAUAUGCGAAGAAUUGCCAAAACAGAAAGAGAGGAAGCAGGAGGAGAGAGAGAAUGAUGAAGACAUUGACAGUGACCAGGAAAUUGUUGAUCAAGAAUUGUUUAAAGCUGAAGAAAAGACCUCAGAUACAUCCCCUGCAGAAGAGACAUGGGAAGAACUGCCUGAGGAGUCUAUAGCAGGUGAACAGUCUCCAAGAUCUUUUAUCUUUGAUAAAGUGAUUCAAGAGGAUGAAGCUUAUGACUUCAGUACAGAUUACGUGUAAAAGUGUCCUUUUAUGAGAGGUUAUAACAUUGUAAUUAGAUGGCUAAACAUGUGUAUAAUGUGCAUUUGGUAUGGUGUGACAUAAGCUAUGUAAAUUUUGUGUUAUAUUCAUUAAAUUAGGAAUAUCGAUUCACCUCUGGGUGGAAAUAGUUAUCUGGAACAAAAAAAAUUGCAAACCUAUUUAAAAAAUGUAGUUUUAUUUACAGAUGGCCGUAGGUAACAAAACCAAAUAGCAGUUUUGAAGUAGCCGUACCAACUUGGCUGAACUACCUUUAUCAAUUCAGUCCAUUCUUUUGGUCAUUCAGCACUGUAGUAAGAAAACACUUGGUAAGGCAAAUGGAGACAUUUAUAGUCUAUCUGGAAGCCAGACAGGGCAAUUUGUCAUCUUCACCCAGCUGAAACAUCUUUUUCCAUGGGUUGUUAACAGAUAAGCAUUGAAGGUUAA
Molecule: messenger RNA, 2219 nt
Organism: Nycticebus coucang (slow loris)
Lineage: Eukaryota; Metazoa; Chordata; Mammalia; Primates; Lorisidae
Gene: GNL3
Product: G protein nucleolar 3
Exons: 15
Coding region: 120-1775 (551 amino acids)
Cellular component (GO): nucleolus
Molecular function (GO): GTP binding
Source: RefSeq, a predicted model, not a curated record